CCCUCCCCGCCGCGGCUGGCGUCGAGAAAGUACAGUAAAAAGUCCAAGUGCAGGGCUCGGCGCAGGAUGGGGUCAGGCUCGUCCAGCUACCGGCCCAAGGCCAUCUACUUGGACAUCGAUGGACGCAUUCAGAAGGUGGUCUUCAGCAAGUACUGCAACUCCAGUGACAUCAUGGAUCUGUUCUGCAUCGCCACAGGCCUGCCUCGGAACACGACCAUCUCCCUUCUGACCACGGACGACGCCAUGGUCUCCAUCGACCCCACCAUGCCCGCAAAUUCAGAACGGACUCCCUACAAAGUGAGACCGGUGGCCGUCAAGCAACUCUCUGAGAAAGAAGAAUUAAUCCAGAGUGUGCUGACCCAGGUUGCAGAGCAGUUCUCAAGGGCAUUCAAAAUCAACGAACUGAAGGCUGAGGUUGCCAAUCACUUGGCAGUGCUAGAGAAACGAGUGGAAUUGGAAGGACUAAAAGUGGUGGAGAUUGAGAAAUGCAAGAGUGACAUUAAAAAGAUGAGGGAGGAGCUGGCAGCCAGAAGCAACAGGACCAGCUGUCCCUGUAAGUAUAGUUUUUUGGAUAACAACAAGAAGUUGACACCUCGCCGCGAUGUCCCCACUUAUCCAAAGUACUUGCUCUCUCCAGAGACCAUAGAAGCCCUCCGGAAGCCCACCUUUGACGUCUGGCUUUGGGAGCCCAACGAGAUGCUGAGCUGCUUGGAGCACAUGUACCACGACCUCGGCCUCGCCAGAGACUUCAGCAUCAACCCCGUCACGCUCAGGAGGUGGCUGCUCUGCGUGCACGACAACUACAGGAACAACCCCUUCCACAACUUCCGGCAUUGCUUCUGCGUGGCCCAGAUGAUGUACAGCAUGAUCUGGCUCUGCGGUCUCCAGGAGAAAUUUUCCCAGAUGGAUCUCUUGAUCCUGAUGACAGCGGCCAUCUGCCACGACCUGGAUCAUCCGGGCUACAACAACACGUACCAGAUCAACGCCCGCACAGAGCUGGCCGUCCGCUACAAUGACAUCUCACCCCUGGAGAACCACCACUGUGCCGUGGCCUUCCAGAUCCUCGCCCAGCCCGAGUGCAACAUCUUCUCCAGCGUGCAGCCGGACGGGUUCAAGCAAAUCAGACAGGGAAUGAUCACGUUGAUCUUGGCCACUGACAUGGCAAGGCAUGCAGAAAUUAUAGAUUCUUUCAAAGAAAAAAUGGAGAAUUUUGACUACAGCAACGAGGAGCACAUGACUCUUCUGAAGAUGAUUUUGAUCAAAUGCUGUGAUAUCUCCAACGAGGUGCGUCCGACGGAUGUCGCAGAACCCUGGGUAGACUGUUUGUUAGAAGAGUAUUUUAUGCAGAGCGACCGCGAAAAGUCGGAAGGCCUCCCUGUGGCCCCUUUCAUGGACCGGGACAAAGUGACCAAAGCCACCGCCCAAAUUGGGUUCAUCAAGUUUGUCCUGAUCCCGAUGUUCGAAAUGGUGACCAAGCUCUUCCCCGCUGUCAAGGAGCUCAUGCUGCAGCCCCUGUGGGAAUCCAGAGACCGCUAUGAGGAGCUGAAGCAAAUAGACGACGCCAUGAAAGAGGAGAAGACUGAGAGCCUGACCUCUGGGGGCACCGAGAAGUCAAGAGAGAAAAGCAGAGACGUGAAAAAGAGUGAAGCAGACCGAGCCUGAAGAAAGCAGGAGCAUUCUGCUGCUGUUCUGGACCGGGCCAGCUGAGCUGUAUGGGGCUCCCCCGUGCAGGGACCAGCGGAUUCUGAGGGCCUGACACCAUAAGACCAUGUUUUCUAAGAACCGUUUUGUUCACUGAUACAAAAAUAAGGGAUUCAUGAUGCUGUACAGAAUUUUUAUUUUUAAACUGUCUUUUAAAUAAUAUAUUCUUAUACAGAAA
This is a messenger RNA of Ceratotherium simum simum (southern white rhinoceros), 1879 nucleotides long. It is a transcript of the gene PDE9A, whose product is annotated as phosphodiesterase 9A. The record is from RefSeq and is a predicted model, not a curated record. Gene Ontology annotation, molecular function: 3',5'-cyclic-nucleotide phosphodiesterase activity. Gene Ontology annotation, biological process: signal transduction. NCBI's taxonomy places the organism in Eukaryota, Metazoa, Chordata, Mammalia, Perissodactyla, Rhinocerotidae.